Messenger RNA from Gavia stellata (red-throated loon), 1089 nucleotides. It is a transcript of the gene ASB13, whose product is annotated as ankyrin repeat and SOCS box containing 13. Lineage: Eukaryota; Metazoa; Chordata; Aves; Gaviiformes; Gaviidae. The transcript has 6 exons. The coding region runs from base 1 to 837 and encodes 278 amino acids. Gene Ontology annotation, molecular function: protein binding. Gene Ontology annotation, biological process: protein ubiquitination; positive regulation of protein catabolic process; intracellular signal transduction. The record is from RefSeq and is a predicted model, not a curated record.
AUGGAGGGCCCCGCGAGCAGCGGCUCCCUGCGGGGCGAGAUCAGCUUCUGGGCCGAUCGAACACCAGUUCAUGAAGCAGCCAGGCGGGGAGAAAUCCUGCAGCUGCAGCAGCUGAUAGAAAGUGGAGCCUGCGUCAAUGCGGUCACCUAUGACUCUAUCACCCCGUUGCACGAGGCGAGCCUGCGAGGGCAAACGCAGUGUGUCAAGCUCCUGCUGGCUGCAGGGGCCCAGGUGGAUGCCAGGAAUAUCGAUGGCAGCACUCCGCUCUGCGAUGCCUGUGCCUCGGGUAGCAUAGAGUGUGUGAAAGUGCUGCUGUCCCACGGGGCCAAGGUGAACCCUCCCCUUUACACAGCGUCUCCUCUCCACGAAGCCUGCAUGAAUGGUAGCUCAGAGUGCGUGCAACUCCUCAUCGACGUCGGUGCGAACUUGGAGGCUCACGACUGCCAUUUUGGGACUCCCCUACACGUGGCCUGUGCCAGGGAGCAUCUGGACUGUGCAAAGUUGUUGCUCAAGGCAGGGGCAAAUGUGAAUGCUGCUAAACUUCACGAGACAGCCCUCCACCACGCAGCAAAAGUGAAAAACGUAGAUCUGGUGGAGAUGCUGAUUGAAUUUGGAGGAAACAUUUAUGCAAGGGACAACCGAGGAAAGAAGCCGUCGGAUUACACCUGGAGCAGCAGUCCCACAGCAAAGUGCUUCGAGUUCUACGAAAAAACGCCUCUGAGUUUGUCGCAGCUCUGCAGAGUUACAGUGAGGAAAGCCGCCGGGCAGAGAGCACUGGAGAAAAUUGCCAAGCUAAAUAUUCCUCCGCGAUUAAUCCAGUACCUGUCCUACAACUGACAGGGACGAAGGUGGCCGGGAAGGAUGGUAUCUUUAGCUCCCACAGUAUGAAGUAUCUGUCUCUUUCUCUUCUACCUCCCCCCCAAGAAACUAAUUUUAAUUUAAGCAAACUGGUGUAAAUAGUAUUUACGAGGCAGCACUUCACAGCCCUUCCUCUUCUCCGUGGGCAAAGACAGGCUCAGGCAAGGUGUAGCACUGGCUUGAAGUUGUCGUCUCCUGGGGUGAUCUGUUAGACAGUCACUAUGUUCGAGG